AUGCCGUUAGUCGAGGAGGGGGCGAGCUAUCCACGCGAGAUCAGCCCUCCUUUUGGACUUCCAGCUGGUUGGAAAGCUGUAGAGCGCGCCUACGGCGCGAGCAGUAAAAGCAGCGGCCAGACCUACAUCCGCUUUAACAGUCCAGAUGGCAAGCACAAACACGUCGGUUCAGUGCCAAAAGCUGUCGAGUUGGAAGCUAUCGACAAAGGCCAGGAUACACAAAAAGCGCUGGCUGCCUACAAAGAUGCACUGCAGGAGGUUCAGAGAAAGGAGAAGGAAGAGCGGGAAAAGAUAACAGGCAUGGGCCCAGAAAGAGAGCAGGCAGUGGAAAAAUUCCGAUCGAAGUAUGGAAAGCUGGAAGCGACAGCUCUUGUGAAGAUGAAGGGCUGGACACACAAGGCUAGCUUCCUAGAAGUAUCGGAGCAGACGCAUGUCAUCUACAUCAGUCCUGAAGGAAGGAGCUUUGGCACCAUAAAGCAGGUCGAGGCAAUGCUUGGCUUUCGACUCAUGGCUGGCGAGGACCUGGGCAGCUUGGUGCAAGAUGCUCGACAAGCAGCUACGGAUGAGUGGGGAGAUAUGUCUGACAAAGUUAACCCCUUGAGGCGCACCUCAGACGGAACGACUCUGAAGGAAGCAGUUGACUCUGGAGAGUUUACCGCACAUGAGCUCAAGAACACGCAUGUCCACAAGGUGUCAGGAAAGGAAGCCGAGACCCAGAAGCGAAGGGUGCAGGAGGAAGACUAUGAGCCCGCCGAGUACCUUUUGGGGGAAGUGCCAAAGCCUCUUUUAGAUGAUGAGGGCAAGUUAAGCACUGAAUUCUCCAAGGCAAAGCUGCUGAAUGCAGCCCCACUUGCUGCGGACUGCUGUAAGAUGUACAAGGACAUGAAGCGCCGAAAAUUCAAGAAGCUCCACCUGGUGGUUGUAUCCAGCCGCAAGCCAAUAGAUCACCCCCUGUCCAAAGCGCUGUCUGGGGUGUAUUAUGCGGACUCGAAGCGUAUUGAUGCUUUUGGUGGAAAGACCUUUUACACGAAGGUGGCCUUCUCAAAGUCAAGAUUGAUUGUGUGUGGCCUCUACCUUUUCUGGAGCAAAACCAAACAAGCAUGGCAAGUGUCCAAAGAGCUUGAUGACAACAAUGCGGGGUUCCUUGUGCAUAAGGGGGACCUCAAACUGGGUCCGCGAGCCUCGCCGAAGGCACGUACGCUAACCAGGCAGUGCAUCGAUCGACUCCGAGAGGCGCGGAAACGUAAGAGACCGCAUCCUGACAGGGAAUGA
Messenger RNA from Symbiodinium pilosum, 1272 nucleotides. The record is from the annotation of a GenBank genome assembly. Lineage: Eukaryota; Dinophyceae; Suessiales; Symbiodiniaceae.